CCCGCCACAGCCGCCAGCCCGCCCGCCGCAGGCUGCCCGCCGCCGCCGCCGCCAUCUUGGAAGCGGGCAGAAGGCGAUGACGUCACGAGGGCAGGACGCGGCGGUGACGGCGUCAGAUCGAGACGAGGCGACGCGGGGCGGACGCGUCCGAAGGUUUGUUGCUGCUGCGGAAAUGGGGGAGUUUGGAAUCACACCAGGCCAGCGUGUGGCCGUCAUCUGGGACAGCUCCUCACCGGUUGAAGCCUUGAAGGAUUUGGUGGAUAAAAUUCAGAUGCUGGUGGGAGCUGAUAAUCGUGUCGCAGUGGAAAACGUAAACCAACUGUUUCAGUCGGCUCACAGGGAGUCCAGUUUCGAUGUAAUUCUCUCUGGUGUGGUACCAGGCAGUACUGCUCAGCACAGUGCAGAGGUCCUGGCAGAAAUAGCUCGGAUACUUAAGCCGGGGGGCCGCGUCCUCCUGAAGGAACCCGUCAUUACAGAAUCAGAAAACAACAGCAGAAUUAAGACAGCAGCCAAACUCCCCACAGCUCUGACUCUCUCUGGGCUGGUGGAAGUGAAGGAGCUGCAAAAGGAAGCGUUGACACCAGAGGAGGCCCAGUCGGUCCAAGAGCAUUUUGGCUACCAAGGCAAUGACCUUGUCAUUGUUCAGAUAGAAGGCAGGAAGCCAAAUUUUGAAGUGGGAUCCUCAAGUCAGCUCAAACUUUCCUUUGCCAAGAAACCUGGUCCUUCAGGAAAACCCCCAGUGGACCCAGCCACUGCCAAGAUGUGGACGCUGUCUGCCAAUGAUACGAACGAUGAAGAGAUGGAUCUUCUGGACUCCGAUGAGCUGCUGGAUUCAGAGGAUUUGAAAAAGCCAGAUCCAUUGUCCCUCAGAGCUCCAUCCUGCAAAGAAAUGGGCAAAAAGAAAGCAUGCAAGAACUGCACGUGUGGCCUGGCUGAAGAGCUGGAACAAGAGAAGAAGAGUUCACAGCCCAAAUCUGCCUGUGGAAAUUGCUACCUGGGGGAUGCGUUCCGCUGCGCCAGCUGCCCGUACCUGGGGAUGCCUGCCUUCAAGCCUGGGGAGAAGAUUCUCCUGAAAGAGAAUCAGCUGCAUGAUGCAUAACAAAGAUGUCUUUGGAUGUCCUGCAAAGGACUCCUCUGCUUUUCCAUCUGCCUGAGGUUCUUCCUGCAGUCCUCCUCAUCCUCUCAACCUCAUGUUCUCUGGCCAAUACUCUUUGUGGAGAGGGACAUGAUGGGUACUGACACUGCUGUAAGCUCAUCACUUGUAACCUGCCUGAUCAUCUUUGGUGACAAAGUGGUCUCAUAUGUAUUUGACUCCAUGUUAUGCCUUGUUUUAGCUGGUUUGACUUGAUACUGGCACGCUGGCUGUCACAGCGUGUCCCACCAGCAGAGGGAAGUGGAAUCAAGUGUCAGAUUGACUUCUUGCAUGUGGCAGGGACAGGUACUUCUCCACGCCCAUGUUGUGCAACUCUAAUUUGUCUUGAUUAAUCAGCAGCUGUGGCUCAGCUCUCAGGGUGACACUGGGCUCCUGCUCUCUUUGAAAUUUGAACCUGCAGUUCCUUACCAGGUGAAGGUGGCUCAGCAGCAGCUCCUGUUGCAAGUCAGGAGCAGUGAGUACACCUAGCAGUAUGUACUCAUAGCAGCCUACAUGAACUCCUUGGUCUGGCAGGCAUGAUGAAUUUCCAAGUGUUUCAGGAGUCUGCUGUUGAUAUCCCCUGCCCCUGUCUAUUUACAUCAAAAUGAUAAAGAUUCACUUGAACUGAGAAAACUCUUGUCCCUAAGGCAGGGAGCAGAUUAAACAAGAUCUGCCCUGUCCUCCCACGCCUUUCUGUCCAAUGAGCUGAUAACACAAGGCCAAUCUGAGAUUGUCGCCUCUCUUGGCAGUUACCAAGUGAGUUACCUGCAGUGUCCAGUAAGUAAAAACGUAGCAAUAACUUUAUUUCUAGAUGAUCUGUGGUCACCAUCUGCUCCAGCUCUGAGAUACUGACUGCUCUUUAUUUAUUUGCAUAAUUGCUCUUAGUGAAGCAUCUGUGCCAGGUGCAGGAUGCGGGAGCUGUUCACGUUCUGUGCCAGGCCUGCUUCUUACCCAGGGAGGGAGAGGAGGAAAGCCCAAAGCCGGUGUCUCAGCGGGGAUUGCUUUGUCUGGAGCUCUUGCUCUACAGGAUGUGACUGCUUGUUUUUUUUCAUGCUACCUGGGUUACACAUUAAACUCAUGGAGGGAGCUGGGAUGAAAGGCUGUUCUGUUCUUGAAAUAAAGUGACCAACAGUAAAGUGUUUAAGACAGA
Columba livia (rock pigeon) is the source of this 2282-nucleotide messenger RNA. It is a transcript of the gene CIAPIN1, whose product is annotated as cytokine induced apoptosis inhibitor 1. Gene Ontology annotation, molecular function: iron-sulfur cluster binding. Gene Ontology annotation, biological process: iron-sulfur cluster assembly. Gene Ontology annotation, cellular component: cytoplasm. Lineage: Eukaryota; Metazoa; Chordata; Aves; Columbiformes; Columbidae. Bases 77 to 1099 code for a protein of 340 amino acids. The transcript is spliced from 9 exons. The record is from RefSeq and is a predicted model, not a curated record.